Molecule: messenger RNA, 742 nt
Organism: Aspergillus ibericus CBS 121593
Lineage: Eukaryota; Fungi; Ascomycota; Eurotiomycetes; Eurotiales; Aspergillaceae
Exons: 1
Coding region: 229-633 (134 amino acids)
Source: RefSeq, a predicted model, not a curated record
UGAAGCGAGCAUCUCACAAUUCCUGUCCUCUCCCUCACCGGCAAUCUUUCUGUCUUCUUCUCUCCACCCCAUCGUGAAUGAUCGCCCAGGAUCUGGAUCAGCUUGACGGGAUCCCACUGCCCCGAAUUUAGCUUUCCCGAAGCUAACAGGGCUACUAGAAGCUAAGAAGCAGCCCAGCGCCAAGGGUUCGUCCAUCAUUUUUCGGCUCUCCGCCCGGCGUGGAAUGUGAUGGUGGUGGUGUUGGUGAGGUGCUCCUUGUCCAUCCCAGCUGGGAGCUCUUCUCAACGUCUUCGCUCACAUUCUGCCUUUGCUUCGUCAAGGCCUCACUCAUCCCUCUCCUACAUUCUCUUCCCUCCCUCCCUCGCUCUUUUCCUUUUCUCAUUCGAUUCAGUCACUCUUUUGGAACCGUUAUUUUUAUUCUUUGGGGCCCCCUUCUCCUUGUCUCGGUCCUUUGGUUCUUUAUCCCCGAUCUCCUCCGCCUUUUGGUCCCCUCUUCGCCAGCCUCUGCGCCGCCAACCACCACCGGGAAAAAUAGAGAGAGGGGGAAAAAAAAAUAACAGAAAGCCUCUUUCGUCAACACCGGACACCGAGCUUCUCCUGUUUUGCGACCGAAACCUUCUGCCGCAUAUAUAAGCAAGGCUUGUCGUCAUCUGCCCUUCCUCCUUCCUCGCUUGCCCUGCGGCGCCUUCCCCCGGGACCAGGGCCUCCGAUGGCGAUAAAAUAGUUUGUUGGUUUUCAAGCA